CCAGCGAGGGGGCAGGUUUACUAAGUAGAAUGAACCAUUGCGUUUGGGAGAGAUAGGUGAAAUUCUAGUGUUAUACCACUAGGAAGGGGAAAGAUUCCCGUACAAAUGGGUUAUAGAGCAUUUAAAUGUAAAGAAAAAUACUCACAGGACUAUUUAAAAGCAAUCAGGUAAUUUCUCUUAUGUGAGCACCCCCACAGAUGCCCAUGGUGCUGGCUCCAGCUAAACCAAGCCCGCGGACCGGAGCUGACGAGGGUCAAUAUCAGUCAUGCAGGUUGUUAGAAACUCCGGGUUGAGGCUCCUGCAGUCAUGGGCUGGACCUAGGAUGACCAGGCUUGUGGCCGUUGCCCAAGCUGAGAAUAUCCACACCGGAGCCCCGAGGUUAGAAGACUCAGCUGCCAGGCAGAACACUGAAAACAAAGUGGCUCCGAGUCGCUUCAGCAUUUACCCUCCGGUCCCAGGACAGCAAAGCUCUCUGCGGUGGGCAGGGAUGAAAUUUGAGGAAGUCCCAAUUGCACACAUUAAAGCAACCUACAACAACACACAGAUCCAGGUGGUCUCUGCCACCAACACGUCCCUGGCCCGCGCCUCCUGUGGCACGGAAGGCUUUCGCAAUGCCAAGAAGGGCACCAGCAUCGCCGCACAGACAGCAGGCAUAGCUGCUGCAGCAAAAGCCACAGGAAAGGGAGUGACCCACGUCAGAGUCGUAGUGAAAGGCAUGGGACCAGGACGCUGGUCUGCCAUCAAAGGAAUGACCAUGGGGGGCCUGGAAGUGAUCUCAAUCACAGACAACACCCCUGUGCCACACAAUGGCUGUCGACCCCGGAAGCCUCGAAGGCUGUGAUGGGAAGGAAGCGUGCACUUGGACCUGACCUAAUUGACUCCUGUGGAUUCUACAGAAGGCCCACCGUGGAUGCUGCUGGAGCCGGCUGUUCUCCAGCCCUCCUUGCACUGAAGCUGGGGGUGCCGAGGCUGGCCUCUUGGACAUGAGGGAGUGGGAACUGCAAGCCCACUGUGGCCAGCUCCAACCUCUGCUCUGGAAAUAAAGGACGAUUCUCUGUA
Messenger RNA from Mastomys coucha (southern multimammate mouse), 1059 nucleotides. It is a transcript of the gene Mrps11, whose product is annotated as mitochondrial ribosomal protein S11. The transcript has 6 exons. Gene Ontology annotation, molecular function: small ribosomal subunit rRNA binding; structural constituent of ribosome; mRNA 5'-UTR binding. The record is from RefSeq and is a predicted model, not a curated record. Bases 266 to 841 code for a protein of 191 amino acids. NCBI's taxonomy places the organism in Eukaryota, Metazoa, Chordata, Mammalia, Rodentia, Muridae. Gene Ontology annotation, biological process: translation; ribosomal small subunit assembly; maturation of SSU-rRNA from tricistronic rRNA transcript (SSU-rRNA, 5.8S rRNA, LSU-rRNA). Gene Ontology annotation, cellular component: ribosome; mitochondrial small ribosomal subunit.